AAAUCAAAUACAGAAAGAAAAAAAACCACUCUCAGUACGACACCGUUUCGCAUCUCGCCGGCAACAAUGGACGACGAAGAAGAACAACAAAAGCUUCCAGAUCUAGUAAAAGCUCUCGUCCACCAUCUACUUUCUCAAAACCUUCCCCCAAAUUCCCCACCCUUAAACCCUACCUCCUCUCACUUCCAAAACUCCCUCCGUUACGCCCACCGCAUUCUCUCCAGCCACCUCACUCCCUCCGUAACCCCCGAUGCCGCCGCCAUCGCCGAAUCCAUCAAACGCCGUCUCGCCACCGAAGGUAGAUCCUCUGAAGCCUUAUCAUUCGCUGACCUAUAUACCAAAUUCGUUUCCAAAGCCGCCGAUGUUGAUAACAAGUGGGCCCUACUUCAUCUCUUCAAUAUCAUUUCUCAAGAUCGUAAAACCGCCGUUAAAUCUCAACUCGAUGCUUCCGUUUUUCUUCCGAAUUUAACUAUCUCCGAUAACAACGUUGGUCCACGCCGUAUUGAAAAUAAGGGAUGGAGCGACGGUGUUGUUGUUCUUGCUAAGGAUCCUAAUAAUCGCCGCGACAUUGCGUUUCAUGAGUAUGUGAAAUUGGUUAAGGAAGAAAACGAUGUGACGGAAGAGGCUAUGGUGACUGAUGUGCUUUAUGCUUGUCAAGGAGUUGAUGAGAGCUAUCAUUCCUGUUGAAGAUCAAAAGCCAUUCCUUCAUUCUGCUUAUCAGAAUCACUCCAAGGGCUUUCACAUAGACAUCAACAUGCUUCCCAAGCCAUUAACGUCAAUUGAUGAUUCGUCUUCUGCAAGUGAUGGAUCAAAGGUGCGCGUGGCUUAUCAGGGAGUGCCGGGAGCAUACAGUGAGGAUGCAGCUUUGAAAGCGUAUCCAAAUUGUGAGACUGUGCCAUGUGACGAUUACGAAGCUGCAUUUAAGGCAGUUGAACUGUGGUUAGUUGAUAAAGCGGUUUUACCAAUUGAAAAUUCUGCGGAUGGAAGCAUCCAUCGCAAUUAUGACUUACUUCUUCAACAUAAGUUGAAUAUUGUCGGAGAGGUGCAGCUGCGUGCUAACCACUGUCUCUUAGGAUUGCCCGGUGUGACAAUGGAGGAACUCGUCAGUGUUGUGAGUCAUCCUCAGGCUCUUGCUCAAUGUAGGACGGUGCUGAACGAUUUAGAUGUUGAUAAAGUUCGUGACCAGGAUACUGCCGUUGCUGCUAAGACAGUGGCCAUAAAUUGUGUAAGACACACCGGAGCCAUUGCAAGUUCCCGAGCUGCAGAAAUAUACGGCCUGGACAUUCUUGCUGAAGGAAUUCAGGAUGAUGAUGAAAAUGUUACCCGUUUCUUGGUCCUUGCGAGGGAGCCUAGAAUUCCAGGAACUGACAGGCCCCAUAAGUGUCCUCAACAACGUAAUCAAAUAGAUUGCGGGUAUUUCAUGUUGAGGUUUAUGCGAGAUACUCUUGCUUUGGGCCGAUUAAAGAUUCGAUUCAUUAUAAAUCACACUAUUGGGUACUUUGAUAAAGAAGAAAUGGUAAGAACGAUGAUGUCAAAAGAGUUUGUGGCGCGUUUUGCAUUUAUUCCAACUUUCAUUCGAGAGUUCCUUGUGGAAUUCAUGUGCAUCCUCCGUAAUUCGUACGUUGAGAUUUCAAGUUAUUUGAUUAAACGACAUGGAAAGCAUGCUCUUCUUGUUCAAGUUUAUGUUGAUGAUAUCAUUUUUGGUUCCACUAACAUGCAACUUGUCAAGGAGUUUUUUAAGCUUAUACAAGUGUGUCAUGGUUAUAAUAACAUUUCUGUUUUUGGUUUGAGUGGUGAUGAAUCUACGAUUCUCCUUGCUAGAGCAUAUGCAUGUGCAACAUUCGGGAGCACCAAAGAUAUAUAUCAGGUAAACAUGCCGCUUUUGUAG
This is a messenger RNA of Lathyrus oleraceus (garden pea), 1888 nucleotides long. RefSeq names its product arogenate dehydratase/prephenate dehydratase 1, chloroplastic. NCBI's taxonomy places the organism in Eukaryota, Viridiplantae, Streptophyta, Magnoliopsida, Fabales, Fabaceae. The record is from RefSeq and is a predicted model, not a curated record. The transcript is spliced from 12 exons. Gene Ontology annotation, cellular component: cytoplasm; chloroplast. Gene Ontology annotation, biological process: L-phenylalanine biosynthetic process. The coding region runs from base 638 to 1888 and encodes 416 amino acids. Gene Ontology annotation, molecular function: arogenate dehydratase activity; prephenate dehydratase activity.